Molecule: messenger RNA, 6286 nt
Organism: Electrophorus electricus (electric eel)
Lineage: Eukaryota; Metazoa; Chordata; Actinopteri; Gymnotiformes; Gymnotidae
Gene: kif16ba
Product: kinesin family member 16Ba
Biological process (GO): microtubule-based movement
Molecular function (GO): microtubule binding; microtubule motor activity; phosphatidylinositol binding
Source: RefSeq, a predicted model, not a curated record
GGAGGACUAAAUAGACGCGGAAAAGUAGCCGUGAGCUUCCCGUGGGAGACCUUCUCCGUCUGAGAGCGCUCCUCCUCGGGACUCUGCCUCCGCGAUCGGAACCGCCGAGUGGGCAGCGGUGCAGCGGAACCGGUCCGCACCACUGGCGAACUUCACCGCUGCGGUUGGCAGACGUAUCAUUAGUUUCACCGUCACCAGCCACCGCCGUGUGAGCACGGUGAACGUCGCCGGUGGACCGACCUCGGUGAUGCGAAGAUGGCAUCGGUGCGGGUGGCAGUCCGCGUGCGGCCGAUGAACCCACGGGAGAAAGAACUGUCUGCUCAGUGCAUCAUUAACAUGGAAGGAAACAAGACCACCAUUACGAACUCAAAAAUACCAGAUGGCAUGACUGGAGACUCCAUGAGAGAGAGAACCAAAACGUUCACCUACGACUUUUCUUACGAUUCGGGUGACUGCAUGGCCUCCAGCUUCGUCUCACAGGAGAAGGUGUUUAAGGAUCUGGGCUCAGACGUGCUGAAGGCAGCAUUUGAGGGCUAUAAUGCCUGCAUCUUUGCUUACGGACAGACGGGAUCAGGGAAAUCCUACACCAUGAUGGGCAGCCCUGGAGAUGUGGGGUUGAUUCCACGGAUCUGCGAGGGAUUGUUCACCCGGAUAUCCGGGAUGACCCGCCGCGACGAAGCUUCCUUUCGCACGGAGGUCAGUUAUUUGGAGAUCUAUAAUGAACGCGUGCGGGACCUGCUGAGGCGGAAGCUGGCCAAGACGUACAACCUGCGCGUGAGGGAGCACCCCAAAGAUGGCCCCUACGUUGAGGACCUGUCGAAGCACCUGGUCCAGAACUACGCGGACGUGGAGGAGCUGAUGGAGGCAGGCAACAUCAACCGUACCACAGCCAGCACCUGCAUGAACGACACCAGCAGCCGCUCGCACGCCAUCUUCACCAUCAACUUCACGCAGGCCAAGUUUGAUGCAGAGAUGCCUUGUGAGACCGUGAGUAAGAUCCACCUGGUGGACUUGGCAGGCAGUGAGCGGGCAGACGCUACCGGCGCCACCGGCGUCCGCCUCAAAGAGGGCGGCAACAUCAACAAGAGCCUAGUUACCCUCGGCAACGUCAUAUCAGCACUGGCUGACAUGUCUCCGGAUGGAGGGAGCAGUCAGGUAAAGAAGAAGCAAGUGUUUGUUCCGUACAGAGACUCCGUUCUCACGUGGCUCCUCAAAGACAGCCUGGGUGGAAACUCCAAAACCAUCAUGAUCGCAACCCUCUCGCCGGCCGAUGUGAACUACGGCGAGACACUGAGCACGCUACGCUACGCCAACCGCGCCAAGAACAUCAUCAACAAGCCCACCAUCAACGAGGACGCCAACGUGCGGCUCAUCCGGGAGCUCCGGGCGGAGAUCGCACGCCUCAAGGCCCUGCUUGUGCAGGGCAACCAGAUAGCGCUGCUGGACUCGCCCACAGCUCUGAGUAUGGAGGAGAAACUGCACCAGAACGAAGCCAGGGUGUUGGAGCUCACUAAGGAGUGGACAAACAAAUGGAAUGAAACGCAGAACAUUCUCAAGGAGGAGACUCUAGCUCUGAGGAAGGAGGGGAUUGGCGUAGUCCUCGACUCUGAGCUUCCUCACCUUAUCGGUAUCGAUGACGACCUGCUCAGCACGGGCAUCAUCCUCUACCACUUAAAGGAGGGGCGGACAUGUGUUGGGCGGGAAGAUGCCAGCACCGAGCAGGACAUUGUUCUGCAUGGCUUGGGCCUGGAGAGCGAACACUGUCUGUUUGAGAGCCAGAACGGUACGGUGACCCUCAUUCCCCUGGGUAAAGCACAGUGCUCCGUGAAUGGUGUCCAGGUGAUGGAGCCCUGCCAGCUGAACCAAGGUGCUGUAAUCCUGCUGGGCAGGACCAACAUGUUCAGGUUUAACCACCCGAAAGAGGCAGCUAAACUGCGGGCAAAAAGAAAGAGUGGUUUGCUGUCUUCUCUGAGUCUCUCCAUGACUGAUCUCUCCACGUCCUGCGAGAACCUCUCCACAGUCAUGCUCUACAACCCUGGCCUCUACACAGACAGGGGACCCGUCUUCCUCAGGCUGGAGUUCGAGAGGCAGCAGCGAGAGGAGCUGGAGAAGCUGGAGACCAAAAGGCGGCUGAUCAAGGAGAUGGAGGAGAAGCAGAAGAGCGAGAAGGCGGAGCUGGAGCGCAUGCAGCAAGAGGUGGAGUCUCAGAGGAAGGAGUCAGAGCAGGUGCAGCUGCGCAUCCGCCGGCAGGAGGAGCGCCUACAGCGCCGCAGUCAGGACAUCGAGGGCCGCUUGCGGGACCUGCUCGCCGAGAGGGAGCGCUUCCAGGAGGAGCGCCACAGGGAGCAGCAGGACCAGGAGCAGCAGCGGCGCAGGAGGAGGAGGCAGCAGGUACGGCAGCAGCUGGAGGCGGAGCCAGCUGUGGAGGAGGCGGGGCCACAGGCUCGGGAGGAGGCGGAGGGGGCGGUGCCGGUGCGGCGGGAGCUGGCGGAGGGGGCGGAGCUCUUCAGGGAGCUGGAACGACUGAAACGAGAGAGCGAGGAGCAGGCCGUGAAGAUCCAGCUGGAGAGGAGGCGUCUGGAAGAGAGGGAGCGAGAGCAGCUCUCCCUGGUGGGCCGGCUGGAGGAGCAACUCAGAGAGCGCAGCGAGGAGGCGGCCUCCCUGCUGACCCGCGACGACGCCCGCCGGCUGGAGGAGGAGCGCCGGGCGCUGGCCGACAUCCGCGAGGAGCUGCUCCGCGCCAAGGAGGCGCGGCUGGAUGGCGAGGGAGAGGAGGCCAGUGAGGAGGCGCUGCGUAGCGCCAGGGGGCGCUACCAGAGGUUCAAGCAGGAGCAGGUGCAGGAGCUGGCAGCCCUGGAGCAGGGACUCCGCCUGCAGCGGGAGCGGCUGGAGAAGGAGGUGUCUGCCGACCGAGCCUCCCUCAGACUCCUGCAGGGCUCCCACAGGGAGAAGCAGAAGCUGGUGCGUGAGGCGAUGGAGCGGGGCCCUCAGGACACCUCCUCCCUCAUCCAGGAGGAGGCGUUGCUCUCUCAGACCGAGUACAGGCUGCAGUGCAAGGAGCGUCAGCUGCUCUCCCUGUGCCAGGGCCACCUCCCCGCCGUCGCCGAGGAGCUCCAGAGGACCACUGAGGUGCUGGACAGGGUCUGGACUCGAGGGGAGGGCCAGGUGGAGAAGGAGCUGGACGAAACGCUGUAUCAGAUAGAGAAGGAGCUAGAGGACAAGGAGGAGCGUCUGUCCCGACACUGCGCCAGCGCCGAGCAGCUGCAGCAGCUCCAGCAGACCUACGAGUUCACGGCCAACGUGGCGCGGCAGGAGGAGAAGGUGCGCCGCAAGGAGCAGGAGAUCCUGGAGACGCGGGAGAGGCAGCAGAGGGAGGCGUUGGAGCAGGCAGUGGCGCGCCUGGAGAGGAGGCACUCGGCCCUGCGCCGCAGCCUCAGCCUGGAGCCCGAGAGCGAGGAGGCCCGGAGGCCGGGGCAGGGCGGGACCAGGGGCGGGGCCACCGUGCCCGAGCUGGACCAAGAGAGGAUGGAGAGGGAGAUUGCGCAGCUGAAACAGAGGCUCAGUGAGAGUGAAGCGAGUGGGUGGAGCCUGUCGGCGGGCGGAGACGAGAAGAACGGAGUGGCCAACUGUGCAGUAAGCCCCAUCCAGGGCCUCUCUGCAGCGUUGCCUCUGACAGACGACAGGAUAAAUGCAUUUAUUGAAGAGGAGGUUCAAAGGAGGUUGCGGAAGAUCAACUUGCUUAACGGGGACAGUAACGUCAGUCUCUCAGUCUCCUCAGACUCACUGCAGGAGGAUGAAGAAGUUAGUGAGAAUAGCUCUGUUAGCAUGAACUGUGAGUUACAAGACAACCAUGCACAUGUGGAUCGACGCAGGUCGAAGUAUGAGCGCUUGGUGACUGCACCAUCCAGUCUGACCCCGGACAGGCUGAAGGAGCCAGUGAGGAUCAGCAUCCCGCGCUACGUCCUGUGUGGGCAGGGCAAGGACGAGCACUACGAGUUUGAGGUCAAGAUCACUGUUCUGGAUGAAACGUGGACGGUGUUUAGACGCUAUAGCCGCUUUAGGGAAAUGCACAAAUCCCUCAAAAUGAAAUACCCUGAGCUUGCAGUGCUAGAGUUCCCUCCCAAAAAGCUCUUUGGUAACCGGGAUGAGAAGGUGGUUGCUGAGCGACGGAACCACUUGGAGCGGUACCUGAGGGGCUUUUUCCAGGUUCUGCUCUCCUCCUCUUCUACCUCCUCUCCUCUGCGAGCAGACGAGUCCGGUCUGCCGCUCUCCAAACACGCCGUGUGCGAUGUCUCGCCCUUCUUCAAGAAGGGAGUGUUCGACUACAGCAGCCACGGGACCGGCUAACUGCCACCACUCCCUCGCGUGCACACACACACACACACACACACACACACACUCCUGUGCACACUUGUACACACCAGUCACCUGCACGAUUGUGUUCUCUCUCUCUCUCUCACUCUCUCUCUCACUCUCACUCUCACACACACACACACUUGCAGGCUUCAUUUAGGCGGGGGGGGGGGGGGGUGUUCAGGGAGGAGGGUGGUCCACUGUGCCGUUUAGCUCAGACUCGACGUAGAGACCAGACUACCGGGCAGGCGGCGUUAGUGGCUUUAAAAGGGCACGCGUUACGUGAAGUGAUGUUGCACGUAGUAACAUGAUGGUGUGUUUCUUCUGGCGGUUUUCUGUUCGUUUCUAAGGAGAUAACGAUCUGAACCUGUGAUCUGACAGCGAGUGCCAUGAUGCUGAGAGAACCCAGCGCGCGGACUGGCCCCGUGCACUCCGUUCGGUCACGUUUUCAAGUCUUGUGUGCGUAAACCUGCGAGAUCAGAUGUUUCCGGUUACUGACAGUCGGGUCGUUGGUCAGAAACUCGAUCUUCUGGAUUUGGGGGUGGGAGUGAGCAAAGGAAGUAAAAUCCGACUUGAAUACUACACUCAGCUAAUCCAGAUGUAGCCACGGUAACUGGGUAGGUCCGGCUGUUUCUCUAGUGCCAAUACGUUAAAAUGUACAUCUCAGACAAAGACUGCUGACCUAGGAUAAGUAUUGAGCAGUCACAUCUUGAUGGAUGUCUAAGAAAAGGUUGAACAUGUGUAUCCAGAAAUAUGUGUGUGUGAGUGUGAAGACGAGAUGGCUGAUCCUAGGUCAGGACAGUCUCUCUGAGCUCACGCUGUAGCGUGUGCUACUGCUCCGCUGCUCCGUGCUGUGCCACACUAGAUCACUACUACCAGAACCGUCAUCAUGGUUACAGGGAUUUGGGCCUGGCGUAUACAGGUUUUCCCACAGAACUCCUGUAAGCAUCAAGGCCAGACUCCAACUACUGUGUCAGAAGAAUGUGUCUUUUUGUAGUGAAAUGAGUUCAGCUUGCCGAUGUCUUCCGACAAAAGGAAAGAACAACACUACAGUGUCCCAUGGUGGUGGUCUCUUAUCCUUUGAGUGAGCAAAAAUUCUCAUUUCAUAAAAGAAAGAAUGAACUAGCAGCAAGUCCUGGAGACAUGGCAUCAUCUGUCACUUAGCAACAGGACUGGAGACAGGGCGUCAUCUGUCACUUAGCAACAAGAUUGGCAGGGAGCAACACAGAUGCUUGAUGGUCAUGCGCAGUAGGCUUUGGAUGGCCUUUGCGGUAGGAGCUCAGGACGUCACCUCUCCGCUGAACUACAGCACCGUGCCCCGUCUCAGACCGGUCAGCGAUGGGGCGGGGAGUAGUCUCGCGGGGUGUCGUCUGUUUCAGAGCAAAGUUAAGGAUGAUGACACCAGAGUUGCUGGGUCCUGGAUUUAAAACAAUAAAAAUAGCUGGCAGAAUACACUAAAGCUUAACAUGGUCAUGAAUCUUAAAAGAAAACACUUGGGCUUGCAGACUUGAUAAAGAAGUGAAAUGACUGCCACCCCUCAUUUUCAAAGCCAUAUGUACAGAAGAACCCUAUGAAUGUAUCUCACUGAGGCUGGGGAAAGGUGCUUGUACAAAUGCAAUAUGAAUUCACUAGGGCUGAAAGGGAGCAGGUCAUUGUAUUACAAUACUAUUCGCCUUUUUCCCCUUUCAGCAAAGGUUUCCUAAAGUAGCUGCUACGUUGUUUUCCUAAUAAGACAAGAGUUGUGGCUGGCUUUAGACUCUCUUGCAUUAUAAGCCAAGCAAAAAAACAAACAAAAACAACCCCCAUAAUGCACUGUUUUUCCUCUCGGACUGGAAUGAUGGUUUGUAAUUAACAAAUGGAAGCCUUUUGGUUAUUCAUGUGUUUUGUAUAACCAUUUCAUUUUAUUGUGGAGAAAUGAAAUUGUUUACCAUAA